AGACUCCGACCGCUUUACCGUCUCCAUGGGGAUCGGGCAUGGCGGCGUCUCGAACGAAGAUCAGGACUGCGAAAUCGCACCACAAAGUUAAUGGGAAGGCAAUCGCUGACAGUAUUCGGAUUGAAGAGGUCACUGUGAGGGAAAAAGAAAACCCACUGGCCUGGAAAUUUAUCUCCUUUCCCGAGAUGUCUGAACUUGCACGAUUAAAAGUGGAUUUAGUUGAGAAAGCAUUGGCUGAAAUUCUGCAACUGGAACAGCACCAGUAUUGCAUGAAAGAAGGCAGUCUCUUGGAUUAUUAUGUCUCUGGGUUCUGGUGGGCCAAGGAGCAAGACUUCACACUACUUCAAAUGUCUGUCUUCAUGACUAUAUUAAAUAUCAUUUUGGAGAACAUCAGCAACAAACACUUGCCAUUGCUUGAUAAUUUAAGAGAGCUCACAAAACUCAUGACUGAAGUCAGUCAGUCAAGUUCAGAUAAGAGUCGUGGCGUGGAAUUCUUCACUGUCGACCAAGCCAAGGCCAUUAUUGAUUACAUGAAGAUCAGUGUAUUUCAGCAUUAUGGAUUAUAUGAGUUCCUUUUCCAUCAUACUCCUGACCUAGGGGUUCUGGACACUAAGCUUGAGGUUGAAGUAAUCAAGUCAGCAGAUCCAUUCCCUCCACCAUUGGAAGAGAGUUUAACUUGGGAUAUCUACUCAUCCUUCGUCCUACUGCAGUCAACAGAGGAACCAGAGGCUGAGGUUGAGGCAGAGACUGAAGAGAAUAUGCAAGUUAAAGCCCUCACAACCGAAGGUCCUUUGGCAUGUUAUAGCAUAGAUGAUGUCAAAUCAGUGCUGAAUCAAGUAACAGGCGAAGUGCUUGCCAAUAUUCAGAUUUAAAUGCCAUGACUUCUGGGAACCAGCACUAAGAUCAUUAAACAAGGAUCAACUUUAUUCAUCAUAUACAUUUACAUGUAUUAGGAAAUCGCUGUAGUGUGUUGGCACGACAUGAACAAAAACAG
Messenger RNA from Mobula hypostoma (lesser devil ray), 994 nucleotides. RefSeq names its product ciliary associated calcium binding coiled-coil 1 (gene cabcoco1). The transcript has 8 exons. The record is from RefSeq and is a predicted model, not a curated record. The coding region runs from base 39 to 872 and encodes 277 amino acids. NCBI's taxonomy places the organism in Eukaryota, Metazoa, Chordata, Chondrichthyes, Myliobatiformes, Myliobatidae.